AAAUGAGGCACUUAUGUUUUACUACCCAAGAAAAUUAUGUGAAUAAAAUGACAUAUACAUAGAUUCUUGUUAGGUCUUUAAAAGUAAAAUAUGUUAUGACACAAUGGUACAAAAAAAUUAUUUUGUAAGAUUGUUCAUUUUCACGUACAUAUUUUUUUUUCUGCCAAUGUUGUUUUUAUAAUUAUCUUACUUAAUUAUUUUUUUAUAGUUUAUUUGGCAACCUUAUUCGGAAGAUGUUAUUAAUGGAUUGCCUGAGUGGUGUCGGUCAGGACAACGUGUCUGGAUGGCACAGGUGCCACUGAUUUAUGGAAUUUAUCGUGAGUGGCACAUGGUUGAUCGUGUGAGACAGUUCGAUUAUUUACAACAUAUUCCUGGACCGUGUACCCAAUUUUCCGAAUAUCAUUUUAAGCGUGAUAAACGAUCUAAAAUAAAACAAGAAGAUAUAGAUGCAUUUAACUACACACAAUAUUUAUGGGAACAACGUCAAAAUCGUAUAUUUCGACCUCCAUUUGUAAGUGAUCAAACAGAUUACUUUCGUUGGUACAUGAAGCAUACCCGCAUGGUCAUUGAAAAUCCACAACAUGUUGUACAAAAAGGGUAUCAACACAUGGCAGGAAGACACGAGGCAUUAGCUAGGGGUCAUGAAAUGCAGUAUCGUCGAGCUCGGAUGAUUGAAAAUGAUGAAAAUCAAUCUAAUGAAAUGAGACAAUAUGCAGAGGAAGUCGCUCGUAUUUCAAUAGAGUCAAUGAAUGCGGCCUUCCAGGGAACGCGAUUGAGCUUUGAUCCUGAUUACAAUCCUCCCACUCAAUACGAUGAACCACCACCAGUACAAGUAUCUCGCCGAUCACGACAAACAACACCGAGAGAGGGUGCUCGUCGAGGUAGAAGGACCGCUGGUGAAACAGUUGAUUUUUCUGCAGGGCCCUCUAACACUAAUGUGGCGACUCCCGAGCCUUAUUAUCCCACGUUUGAUUUUUCUACAGGGCCCUCUAACACUAAUGUUAAUUUUUCUAGUCAGCAAACAGUUGUUUUUGUAACUCGACAGGUUCCAAUAUCUGGUUUUGCGCAAUUUAGUGGAUCUCAAUAUGGUAUGCGUGAAUUUCCUAUACAUAAUUCUCCAUUUGGUGGAAGAUUUAACUUUUCGAAUGUAACUGUGUCCGAUGAUUCAAGAUUUAAUGCUGGGGCUUCACAAAAUUUAGUUCUUAAUAGACAAAAUCCACCUCGGAGAACAUCUAGGCUACACAAAUCAACUAGAUGUGGAACAGGCAGUCACUAUCAAAAUGAGGAAGAUUUUGAAAAUGAAGAUGUAAAAGAUUCGGAUUCAGAAGAAUAAUUUUUAUGCACCUUUAUUCUAAAAGGCUGAAGAUUCGAAUUUUGAAAUAUGUAAAUUUUGUUGUUUCGUGCAAGUUUGAACAAAGUAAUGAGAUUCUUCCUUUUUUUUU
This is a messenger RNA of Solanum pennellii, 1442 nucleotides long. RefSeq lists its product as uncharacterized. Bases 284 to 1333 code for a protein of 349 amino acids. Lineage: Eukaryota; Viridiplantae; Streptophyta; Magnoliopsida; Solanales; Solanaceae. The transcript is spliced from 3 exons. The record is from RefSeq and is a predicted model, not a curated record.